Malurus melanocephalus (red-backed fairy wren) is the source of this 2500-nucleotide messenger RNA. RefSeq names its product four and a half LIM domains 1 (gene FHL1). The coding region runs from base 76 to 972 and encodes 298 amino acids. The transcript has 6 exons. Lineage: Eukaryota; Metazoa; Chordata; Aves; Passeriformes; Maluridae. Gene Ontology annotation, biological process: muscle organ development. The record is from RefSeq and is a predicted model, not a curated record. Gene Ontology annotation, molecular function: transmembrane transporter binding.
GGGCAGCUCCUUAUCAGCCUGGAGGCUGUGAACUCCGUUACCUGAGAGGCUGCUGCUGACUUUGGGCUGCUGACCAUGGCUUUCCACAGGCACACAGGGCCYGGCAGCUACACCGUGGGCACCAUGUCGGAGCGCUUCGACUGCCACUACUGCCGCGACCCGCUGCAGGGCAAGAAGUACGUGCAGAAGGAGGGGCGGCACUGCUGCGUCAAGUGCUUCGAGAAAUUCUGUGCCAACACCUGCACCGAGUGCAAGAAACCCAUCGGGGCCGACUCCAAGGAGCUGCAUUUCAAGAACCGCUACUGGCACGACAACUGCUUCCGCUGCUUCAAGUGCUACACAUCCCUGGUCAAYGAGCCCUUCAUGCUGAGGGAGAACAACAAGGUUUGGUGCAGCAACUGCACCGCUGCCGAGGAUGCACCCAGGUGUAAGGGCUGCUUCAAGCCCAUUAUUGCAGGAGACCAAAAUGUUGAGUACAAGAAGAUGGUCUGGCACAAGGACUGCUUCACCUGCAGUCAGUGCAAGCAAGUGAUUGGAUCUGGGAGCUUCUUCCCCAAGGGUGAUGAAUUCUACUGCGUCUCCUGCCACGAGCACAAGUUUGCCAAGACCUGUGCUAAGUGCAAGAACCCCAUCACUUCUGGAGGCCUCACUUACCAGGAACAGCCUUGGCAUUCCGAGUGUUUCAUUUGCUCCAACUGCAAGAAGCCACUGGGUGGGAAGCGCUUCACAGCUGUGGAGGAUGAGUUUUACUGCGUUGAAUGCUACAAGGAGUGUGUUGCCAAGAAGUGUGCUGGCUGCAAGAAUCCUAUUACAGCAGGAUUUGGAAGAGGAACCAGUGUGGUUAACUAUGAAGAUGAAUCCUGGCACGAUUACUGUUUCAAAUGCACAAAGUGUGCCCGUGGUCUGGCCAACAAGCGCUUUGUUUGCCAUAAUGGRAAAAUUUAUUGUGCUGAGUGUCCCAAACGACUGUAAUGAGCAGAUGUAAGAUGGAUUUUAAAGCCCUGCUUUCCCAAACAAUCCUGGUAAAGGAGCAGGUUUUUGCAUGUUGAGAACUUUAACUUUUUCCAUUUUAGUUUAAGAACUAAAUUAGCCUUAAUAACUGGGUUUGACUUUUGAAGCUCCUGCAGUAUAAAAGCAUGUAGCCUUGCAAAAAUCUAACCUUGGUUCCAAGUAACUCCUAGUAUAAAGGCUUGAAAUGCUGUUAGAKGUAGAGAUCCACACACCGCCUCAUCUGUGUGUGGCUUAAACUAAAACAAAUCUAGUUUUAAACUUCUCUGAUAUAUGWUUAAGCUUGGCACUUAACUGAAGUGGGUUUGACAAGGCAUGCACCUCGGACACAGAGAUGCAAAGAUUGCACCUGGGCUCAGAGGGAUCCAUGAUUAUGCUUUUACAAGUACWGACAUACAACAUACACUACACCAUUAAUAUAUAAUAAAUACUUUAGCUUACUCUACUMCACCACAUUGCAGCACGUGUAGGAAUGGCUUCAUCUUACAGCUAACACUGUUUUGGCAGUGACAUUUAGCUUAGUUAAGUUUAUGGAAACUUGUUUUAGUCUUGAUUUCCGCAUGCUCUGCCCAAAAGUUUUGCUCAUCAGCUUUUUUUAUAYCGUUGUUUAAACAAGGCUGUCUAUGUACAAUUAUUAAUCCAUUAACGAGUAGUAAAUCUUUCACCUACAACAUGCACAUGCAUUUACAAGUGCCUCAAAAAUAGCUCAGACAAUGACAGCUCUCCUAUCAUGUCAGUGUAUGUUUAGUGACUGAAUAAAAGAGAGAUUAGUGCCUGCUUGGAAUCUACAGUCUGGAAUUUUAUUUUUUUUCAUUUUGCUAUCUUACAUGAUUGAAGUGUCUUCAGGCUGAGCUACUGCAACCAAGUCUACUACAUUGAUACUGGCAAAGUAAGAGUGAGCUGUGCUGUCAUUGCACCCUUAAAUAUCUAAGCACUGAAGCAACCAUUUCCAUAAACUAAUUAAUUUUUUAAUAUAUAAUUGACACUGGACCAUCUGCCAGAAACAGCCUGUGUGAACAAGCCCUUUGGAGAGCAUAURUAGAGCCACUGUUCAUGCACAGAUCUAUCACCCUUCAGCAACAUGAAUGCUGGUUUAAGGAGGUUUUCUUAGUUGUGAAAUACAGAAAUAUUUUAUCGAUUGAAUGCUGGUCCUGUCCUUCCCUUUCACCUACUGACAAAGAACCCUUGCAAGAAAAAGAAAAGGCAGCAUCUUGCUGGUCACUGCUCCACUGCUGGACUCACCCUCACAACACAGAGAUACAGCUGCUGCAGGGGAAAGGCAAAGGCUGGCAGGGAAAAGCAGGUUAAAGAAUUCCUCAGUUCAGAACACACCAUCAGUACAAACACAGCAAGAGUUGAAGGUGUUGUUAGUGCAAAUCUUAUCCCAACCACACAGAUGUGAUUGCCAGAUGCUGCUAGUUUGGGAAUCUGCAGAUGGAGCAGAUAGAGCAGCACCAGAGUGCAUCCCAAGGCAGGUCAGCGUGGCAGGGGA